This is a messenger RNA of Nomascus leucogenys (northern white-cheeked gibbon), 2381 nucleotides long. It is a transcript of the gene ZFYVE19, whose product is annotated as zinc finger FYVE-type containing 19. The record is from RefSeq and is a predicted model, not a curated record. Gene Ontology annotation, molecular function: metal ion binding; phosphatidylinositol-3-phosphate binding. Lineage: Eukaryota; Metazoa; Chordata; Mammalia; Primates; Hylobatidae. Gene Ontology annotation, cellular component: midbody; cleavage furrow; centrosome. Gene Ontology annotation, biological process: abscission; mitotic cytokinesis checkpoint signaling.
AAUCAGCCUGCAGAAGAGACUGAAAUGAGGCACCUCUUGUCACAGUCAAGGCAGAAGCGGAAACGGAGGCCGAGACUGCGCAGGCGCAGAGGAGGCUAGCGUUCCCUUGCUGCCUCACCCCGCGGCCUCUAGCAGACAGGGACCACGGGGAGAGCACAGCCACCCGGCGCGAAGAGCCCUCUGUGCCCCGCUUCCUCUUGAGGCCCUCGGAUCGUCCAGGAAAUGUCUGGGAGCCCGCCUGCGGAGGGCAUAGCGCCGACCCUCGCUCCCCGCCCAGGACUCGAAUGAACCUGGAGAGCGGAUGCCAGCCGCGACCGAGGCGCUAGGACAGGAAGGGCCGCCAGACCUCUCAGGAUCAGCCUUCCUCGCCACCGUUCUCACCUCUUUGUCCGCUGCCUUCUCCUCAAUGCCUAGCAGCGCGUACAGGUCCAUCUGUAAGAGCUCCUUGGUCACUGCCAUGGUUCCGGCCUGACGGAUUCGUACUACAACUCCCAAGAGUCUAAGUGCGCGUGAGGACUGCCGGCUCCGAGCGGCGCCUAGCCCUCUGGGAAUUGUGUUCUGGGUCAGGCUUGACUGACUCUGAGGGAGGCCGGCAGUCGUGAAUUAACUACGACUCCCAGCAGCCCCCAUUGCCGCCGCUGCAGUACGCUGGCUGCAGGAGAGGGUCCGGAUUCCCUGCUACAGGUCGCGGCGGGACGGUGCCAGUGGGCGUGUGGGGUGGGGUGGGGUGGGGUGGGGUGGGGCGGGGCAGGGAAGGAAAGGGCGGAGCUGGGGUGAGGGUCCAAGGGGCCCAGGACUUGGCCGGCGUGAUCUCAGCUCUGCAGACCCUGCGGUGCUGGGAGCCACCAUGGAGAGUAGGUGCUACGGCUGCGCUGUCAAGUUCACCCUCUUCAAGAAGGAGUACGGCUGUAAGAAUUGUGGCAGGGCCUUCUGUUCAGGCUGCCUAAGCUUCAGUGCAGCAGUGCCUCGGACUGGGAACACCCAACAGAAAGUCUGCAAGCAAUGCCACGAGGUCCUGACCAGAGGGUCUUCUGCCAAUGCCUCCAAGUGGUCACCACCUCAGAACUAUAAGAAGCGUGUGGCAGCCUUAGAAGCCAAGCAGAAGCCCAGCACUUCCCAGAGCCAGGGACUGACCCGACAAGACCAGAUGAUUGCUGAGCGCCUAGCACGACUCCGCCAGGAGAACAAGCCCAAGGUAGUCCCCUCACAGGCAGAGAUAGAGGCACGGCUGGCUGCGCUAAAGGAUGAACGUCAGGGUUCCAUCCCUUCCACCCAGGAAAUGGAGGCACGACUUGCGGCGUUACAGGGCAGAGUUCUACCUUCUCAAACCCCCCAGCCGGCACAUCACACACCAGACACCAGGACCCAAGCCCAGCAGACACAGGAUCUGCUAACGCAGCUGGCAGCUGAGGUGGCUAUCGAUGAAAGCUGGAAAGGAGGAGGUCCAGCUGCCUCUCUCCAGAAUGACCUCAACCAGGGUGGCCCAGGGAGCACUAAUUCCAAGAGGCAGGCCAGCUGGUCCUUGGAGGAGGAGAAGAGCAGACUGCUGGCUGAGGCAGCACUUGAGUUGCGGGAGGAGAACACGAGGCAGGAACGGAUUCUGGCCCUGGCCAAGCGACUUGCUGUGCUGCGGGGACAGGACCCCGAGAGAGUGACCCUCCAGGACUAUCACCUCCCAGACAGUGAUGACGACGAGGAUGAGGAGACAGCCAUCCAGAGAGUCCUGCAGCAGCUCACUGAAGAAGCUGCCCUGGAUGAGGCAAGUGGCUUUAACAUCCCUGCGGAGCAGGCUUCUCGACCCUGGACCCAACCCCGCAGGGCAGAGCCCGAGGCCCAGGAUGUGGACCCCAGGCCUGAGGCUGAGGAAGAAGAGCUCCCCUGGUGCUGCAUCUGCAAUGAGGAUGCCACCCUACGCUGCGCUGGCUGUGAUGGGGACCUCUUCUGUGCCCGCUGCUUCCGAGAGGGCCAUGAUGCCUUUGAGCUUAAAGAGCACCAGACAUCUGCCUACUCUCCUCCGCGUGCAGGCCAAGAGCACUGAAGACACCCUGGUCCUCCCGGAAGGGCAGUCCCACAGGCAGCGGCACCCAUUUCUGGGCCCAGCCACAGGAUGUCCAAUGGGAGAGCUUGUCUGGCUCUACUGAUGAUGGAUAGGCCCCUUCCUGAGCCUUGGUGUCCCUGGAAUGAGGAAAGAUUCUCCAUUCGAGAGGAUGAUUGGGAGGGAAGAAGUCGGGGCCCUCCUAUUAGAAGCCCAGACUGGAAGUGAGAGGCAUGAUGGGGAGAGACCAGACUGAAUCUACGGGUAAGCUCUGUAACCUGGCUCUAGGGCACAGGGCCCUCCCCUGGCACUUAGUGGAUCUAAUAAAGUAUGUUGAUUCAUUGGG